GGUAGAGAGAGCAGAGGGUAGAGAGGAGAGUAGAGAGGAGAGAGGAGAGAAGAGAGGGUAGAAGGUCUCAGACUUCACAGCUUCACCAGGGGGGUAUGAGCAGCAGAAGAGGGUAGAAGGUCUCAGAGGGGGGUGGCAGCAGGUAUGAGUGAGAUCAGCGAUGCUGCUGAACCUGGGCUCCUGUUCCCAUGACAGCAGCUGUGCUAUGAUUGGUCAGGAGUCAGGUCAGUCUAACGGCAUGGUGGUGGUCGGGGUCAGUCUGGUCGGCCAUCUGUAAGGCGUGUGUGUGUGUCCCCUUGAAGCUCGCUGCCGGUCUGUACCACGGGGCGCCCUCAGACAUGGACCCCCAGCUCUGCUGCCCCGUGUCAGUCUGGCGUCGGCCCGUAGAGGAUGUCCCGCAGCGGAGGGCCGCCAGGGUCCCCGGGGCCUCGUGAGCGCCGCACGCGUGUGUGUGUGUGUGAGCGCACGUGUGCGUGUGUGUGUGAGUGCGGCAGCAGCGGACGCAAUCAGCGCAUCAGACAUCACAUGAGAGACGUGAUGGAACAGCUGGAGUACGUGCUGGCCGAGCUGAAGGACGUGGCGAGAGAACUACAGGAGGUGGUGGGACAGAUUGACAAGCUGACGGGAGACAUCGACCUCGACGCCGACGCCGACGCCGACGCCGACGCCGACGCCGACGCCGACGAGUGCACUGCAGCCAGUGAGAGAGAGCCGUCAGACACACACAGAGACACACUCCACCACCCCUCCCAGGACACGCUGUCUGACCCCUGCAGCUCAGGGACUGUGUCAGAGAACCCCCUCCUUGGUUCCAAAACAGAACUCAGGGGGAACCAGCCCCAGAUGGUCCCCAGCGGAGGUGCUCAGGUGAAUGGCAGGAACUGUUUCACACCGAACAGCCCAAAGGGUUCUUGCUUCACCCCAGACAGCCGAAAGGGUUCCUUUAACAGCCCCUUCGGCUCGUGGGCAUCUGUAUCUGGGGGCGGUCGAUGUUUCAGUGAGCGGGAACUUCAUGCCCUGUGCUGUGAUGAUGAUGAUGAUGAUGAUGAGGAAGGAAGAAGCAGUCUAGUACGAUCGUCCAGACUAUCGUCCAGUGACUCCGUGUUCUCCUCUCCUCCUCCCCUCCACCCGUUGGCGUUAGCAACGCUGACCCCUGGGCACAGGAGGAAGAUGCAGCGCAGUUGUGCCACGCAGACCGUUUCGGACAAGAGCACACAGACUGCAUGGCCUUACGUCUCAAACAAAGACCUUAGAGCACAGAGAGAGACUAAGAGCUUAUGUUUCAAAGAAAGACCUUAGAGCACACAGACUGCAUGGCCCUUAUGUCUCAAACAAAGACCUUAGAGCACAGAGAGAGACUAAGAGCUGAGAAGGGACAGAAAUCAUCAGCAAUUGUUCAAAUGUACUGGAGAGUAAACAAUGACUGGUUAUCUGAUGGAAAAUAAUUAAUUUAUUUCACUGUGAAAGUGCAACUUCCUUUAUUUAUGAAAUCGUGUAUGUUAACUAAGCAUGGCAACUGUGAAAUGAAAAAUGUUCUGGAAGGAUCAGCAACCUGCCAGUACACUUUUCAUUUUUACCCCGAGGUAGAAUAUUUCAUUUUUGGGGAAAAACCAAGCUAGAAAGAAUGACAUUUUAGUCGUGUAAUUGUUGCACAGCUUGUACUUUAAAUGCCUGGCAAACACUGAACCCCAGACUGAAUAAAAAAUGUAAAUCUCAAAAACACAGCAUGCUCACACACACACACACACACACACACACACACACACACACACACACACACACACACACACACACAGAGAAACUAGUCAACAAGCCCAGCUGUGCUAACAGUCAGGCAUGUUCCCCGCUGUAUCAACACACUAAAGCUGCACUCUCUGUUUCAACUGUCAAUGCUCCAGGCUGCGAAAACACCAAUUAAACUGGUGACCGAAUCUCUCCUCUCAUGACCUUUACAUUAUUCAUGUUACAACGCGCUUCACACCUCCAAUCUGUGUGUGAGCAGUCAUCAGCUCUAGUGAGGGAGUAGUGUGUGUGUGUGUGUGUGUGUGAGUGUGUGUGUGUGUGUGUGUGUGUGUGUGUGUGUGUGUGUGUGUGUGCUCCUCUGGCUUCAGAGUUAAGAAGCACUGCUCCUUAAUAAAAGAUUCCCUCGAUGUGAAGUUCUCUUCUCCCAGUGCCAUCCGCUAACAUCCCCAUUGAAAAUGCAUGUGAAUCAUGGUGACCACAUUAAAAAGAUCAAGCGCAUUGCUGCCUGCAGUUUGUGCAAACUCCUAUCCAAGAUAUCUCAUGGUCCUUGAUCAUAGCAUUUUUUUAUUAAAAUACGAAACCUUCACUGUCAGUAUAACAGUAUGUGAAAAAACGUGAUGAAUAUUUGAAAUAAACACAAUGAAUAUUUGAAA
This is a messenger RNA of Clupea harengus (Atlantic herring), 2396 nucleotides long. RefSeq lists its product as uncharacterized. The record is from RefSeq and is a predicted model, not a curated record. Gene Ontology annotation, biological process: inhibitory postsynaptic potential. Gene Ontology annotation, cellular component: postsynaptic density. Lineage: Eukaryota; Metazoa; Chordata; Actinopteri; Clupeiformes; Clupeidae.